This is a messenger RNA of Photinus pyralis (common eastern firefly), 384 nucleotides long. RefSeq lists its product as uncharacterized. The record is from RefSeq and is a predicted model, not a curated record. The coding region runs from base 20 to 358 and encodes 112 amino acids. The transcript is spliced from 2 exons. Lineage: Eukaryota; Metazoa; Arthropoda; Insecta; Coleoptera; Lampyridae.
ACAGAUUAUUUUCUUUCAGAUGUCGGUUACCUUCUGGAAAUGCGAAGACUAUGAGCACAUGGACAGUUGUGAAUAUUAUUUAAAAGAUUACACAUCAAAUGACAUAUGUGAACUUAUGGGGAAGAAAAAUCAGAUUUGGACACCUUUUAUGGACAAUUUUAGUAUGCCUCCACGUUGCCCUAUUAACGUGGGAAACUAUACAUUCGCACCCACCCCCAUUAAUGAAAAGCUGUUAACCAUUCUGCCGUUACCAAACGCAUUUUGGAAAUUACAAUUCAAGGGAAACGAUACUAUAACUGGAGAGUACGUGUCAUGUGUUGAUGUCGAAUUCGAAAUUCACUCAAGGCGUAGAAAUUAGAUACCACCGCACAGCUAAGAAAUGUG